Leptopilina heterotoma is the source of this 5303-nucleotide messenger RNA. RefSeq names its product ras-specific guanine nucleotide-releasing factor 2-like. Gene Ontology annotation, biological process: positive regulation of GTPase activity; Ras protein signal transduction. Gene Ontology annotation, molecular function: protein binding; guanyl-nucleotide exchange factor activity. The transcript is spliced from 25 exons. The coding region runs from base 235 to 4977 and encodes 1580 amino acids. The record is from RefSeq and is a predicted model, not a curated record. Gene Ontology annotation, cellular component: plasma membrane. NCBI's taxonomy places the organism in Eukaryota, Metazoa, Arthropoda, Insecta, Hymenoptera, Figitidae.
GCUGCUCCUGUUGCUGCUGUUUCUGCUGCUACUUCUUCUAUAGUUACUGUGUGUGUGUGUUUUAUUGACACAAGUCUGUCAGAGAUUGUGAUGAGUAAUUUAAAGCACAAUUGGAGAUUAGCAAAGUCAUGAAUGUAGCUGAAUCUACGUGUCAUUUGGUGUGCAAGAAAUUUAGGAAAAUUACUAAAUAGCGUUUCUUUAAAAGUUUGUGGCGAGGAUUUUCUUCAUGUCAUCAUGCUCAGCCCCAAAAUGCAAAGGACUGUACGUGUUAACGAAUCCCAGCUGUUGAUGUUGUCGGAAAAAGCUCGUUAUGACCACUCAAUUUCUGGCUACCUGCAUAAACGUACGUCAGACUCUACAAAAUGGCAAAGCCGAUGGUUUGUUCUUUAUCAAAAUGUACUUUUUUAUUAUGAAAAUGAAUCAUAUUCGCGUCCUAGUGGUAUUAUUUUGUUGGAAGGUUGUUACUGUGAGCGAAUUAUAGCCUCUAAAAGCAAGGAGCUAGAUAAACAGCAUUGUUUUGCCAUCUCUUAUAGACGAGAAAACUUGAGACAAUACGAGUUGAAAGCUUUAACUGAAACAAGUUGCAAAAUGUGGAUAGAAGCAAUUUGCGAAGCCAGUUUUAAUAAAGUUUUAUUACAAAAAGAAGAACUUGAACAGAAACAUUUACAUUUGUUACAAAUAGUGGAAACUGAAAAAACAGCAAAAUGGCAAUAUACUCAACAAUGUGAGGAUUUAGCAUCUGAAAUUAAGAAACUUCGUGCAGAGCUAUGUGCUCUUAAAAAAGAAUUGAGACCCAGUUCGGUUAGUAUGGGUAGUGCAGCAGUAGCAGCAUCUUUUACGGGAUACGGCAUGAGGCGACAUUCUAUCCAGAAAAAUUUUUCACAAUGCAUUUGUAAUUGCAACAAUAAUAAUAACAACACAAGAGCUGCUUCUGCAACAACAGCCACAACAACACAGGUUUCAUCCUUACUCUCAGCCAACUCUGAGUUUGAAUGUGGUAAUAAUAGCAGUACUAAUGGUGGUGGUGGUGUCAGUCGGCACUGUUUUAAAGAAAUUAGCGAAGGCUCUAUCGAAAUGCAGAAAAUUAAAAAAGUACAAAGUUUUUUUCGUGGAUGGUUAUGUAGACGGCGUUGGAAACAAAUAGUAGAACAAUACAUUAAAAGCCCGCAUGCAGAAAGUAUGAGAAAAAGAAACAGUCUAGUUUUUCAAAUGGUAGAAGCUGAAGAAGAAUAUACAGAGCAAAUGGAAAUACUUGUUAGUUGUUUCUUGAGGCCUUUUAAAAUGGCAGCGAGUUCAAAGAAGCCUCCAUGUAGUCAUGAGGAUGUCAACAGCAUUUUUUUAAAUAGUGAAACCGUUUUGUUCUUGCAUCAAAUUUUUUUAAAAGGUCUUACUUCUCGCAUGGAGAGUUGGCCAACUCUCGUUUUGGGUGACUUGUUCGAUAUGCUUCUUCCAAUGUUAUCAAUAUAUCAGGAAUAUGUUCGAAACCAUCAUUAUAGUCUUCAAGUGUUGACAGAAUGUAAACAAUCGUCAUCGUCAUUUGCAGCAUUAUUAAAUCGACUGGAAAAGAAAUCUGCAUGUCACGGAAGGUCUCUUGUAACUUUUUUAACCUACCCUAUGAAUCAGAUUCCACGAUACAUAGUGACAUUACAUGAAUUAUUAGCUCAUACACCACACGAUCACGUUGAACGUAAAAGUUUACAAAAUGCUCGUCAACAGCUAGAGCAACUUUCUAGACAAAUGCACGAUGAGGUGAGCGAAACGGAAAAUUUACGAAAAAAUCUAGCUGUGGAAAGAAUGAUUAUUGAAGGAUGUGAUAUUUUACUAGAUGUUAAUCAAGUUUUUGUUAGACAAGGUGCACUGAUGCAAGUACUAGAGAAAGCUAAUCAUCGCGGUACAAGGAGAAAGAAGAGUUCAACGUUUGGUGUAAAAAAUAUAAGCGACAAAGAAGCUAUUAGGCAAUGCUUUCUAUUUUCAAAUCAUUUAAUACUUGCAACUAGACAAUCAGAUGACGAUGGUCGCUUAAAUCUAGUUCCUCAAAUUGGAAAAAUUCCUUUAUGUGAUGCUGUUUUAAUUGAAGAUCCCAGUGAUCAAACUGCAACAACAGAUGAUGAUGAAUUAUCAAUUUGUUCAGUGUCAAGCGGCGGAAUAAGCGAAAGUAGUGGCAGUGGUAGCGGCGGCGGUGGUUAUUCUGGGCAAAUACAAAAUCGAGAUUUUAAAAUUAUUCUUGAUUUGAAAGCAGCUGGAGGUCAAGUAGCAGUCCAUUUGGUUGCACCUACAGUGCAGGAGAAAGCUGCUUGGAUCAGUGAUAUUAGUCAGUGUAUGGAUAAUGUGCGUUUUAAUGAGUUUUUACAUAGUUCACUGUCUGAAACUAGUUCUGUGUCAAUGCCUCGAUCUAUUAGAAAUGAUCCAAAACUUUUCAAAGAUGACGUUGAUAUUAGAUUUAGUCGCACUUUAAACUCAUGUAAAGUGCCUCAAAUUCGCUAUGCUACACCAGAUAGAAUACUGCAAAGACUUACUGAUCUUAGAUUUUUAAGUAUUGAUUUUCUCAACACUUUUUUGCUUACAUAUAGAGUUUUUACUGAUGGUGUAACUGUAUUAGAGGCCUUGAAAAAAGUCUUUAAUGACGCUGAACCUCCAGAUGCUCCUCAAAUUUACCCUAAUAAUAAUGUCGGAACAGCUAAUUUAUUCUCAAUUGGUAAUAAUCAUCAGUCCCAGCAACAACAACAACAACUUUGUGAAGAUGAUUGUAUAAAAAGUAAUAAUUUCAAAACACCAAGACGACAGAGUGGUGCUAGCUCCGUAUCUGGCUAUGGAUCUGAAAUAAGUGAAUGCGGCAAAUCAGAAAUGCCAAAAAGUCAUGCAGGAUACUUGGAGCUUUCAAGUGCAAUGGACACCACUACGAAUGCAGAGGGAACUAAUGCAAAUUCAACUUUAAUUGCUUUAAAAAGUUCUCAUCACUAUUGUUCUGGAUUUUAUAAAUUGAAAGAAAAUGAGCAAGAGUAUCGUAACAUUCAACAAUCAAUUAAAAUCGACCAAUCAAGAGCUCCCAUUAUUGAUAUCAGGUCAGAUCAAUCUUCACAGCAAUCAUUAUCUAAUAAUGAGAUUCAAGAAGAACCAACAAUCUUUAUGGACAAAUUAGGCAAGUGUACAAGUACUGCUACUGAUGAUUUGGUAUAUUUAAAAAUCCCCAAGGUUAUAGCAGUUUCCUCUAGCGCUGAGACACUGACUGAUAAUACCGUUGUAAGUGCACCAUCCUCUCCAAGUAAUUUGAGUUCAGUUACAUUAGUCGGAUCUACAGGUUCUGGAUCGGGUUCUGAUCUAAAUACACAACGAGGAGAUAUUGAUAAAACUUGGUCACGUGGAAUUUCUGACGAAACAAUUACAAAAGAUGCUCCUCCAAUGUUGGAAAUGGAAAAAGUCCAGUCAAAAGCAGAUGAACGUAUAGUUUAUGAAGAUUUGCCAGAGCCUCAACAUGUUACAACAACAACAACAGCAAUAGCAUCAGGGGCGUCAACAAGAAGCGGUUCUUUUUCUACUACUUUUAGUGGAAAUUAUUGGUCUGGAAGACGAUCAAUUCCGGAAAAUGAAAUUUACACUUCUUCUUCCCAACAAUGCAGUGUUCAACAUGAUACACAGCAAGCUUCUAGUAAAGCAGGUGUUGUAAUAACAAGUUUUCGUCCUGAUCGUCGCAGAAACAGUAACUCAACUGCAGCUACUGCUUUUGCUAUUGCAACAUCAGCAUCAAGCAAUCCACCAGAUAGGGUUCAUGAACGUCGUCACCACAUUAUAAAUGAUGGGAGCAGCAGCAGUAAUCGAGUGUGUGCAGGAUCAUGCAAAGAGAAAUCAAAACGAAAAGAAUCUGUAAUGUCUACUGCCGCAACAAUGCGUAUUUUAAAUGUACUUGGACACUGGGUGUCUAAACAUGCUCAAGACUUUGAAUUGGAUUCACAAUUGAAUCAAUUGACGAUUGAAUUUUUAAAAGAUAUAACAUACAGUUCCAAUUUACUUCCGUCUGAGCACAAAGCAGCUAAUCGAAUUCUUAGACUAUUGACUAUUAAAGAAGAAAUGGAUGACAGUAAAAUAGACUUGACUCAAUUGCUUGCUCCACCUACGAUUCACACAAAGGAGAACAUUGAAACGCUGUCUGCUUUGGAAAUUGCCGAACAAAUGACUUAUUUGGAUCAUCGAAUUUUUGUCUCAAUUGCUAGCGAAGAGUUUCUCAGUCAAGCAUGGAUGAAGGCUGAUAAAGCCACGAGGGCGCCUCACGUUACAUUGAUGACUAAACGCUUCAAUCAUGUUUCUUUGCUUGUUGUUUCUGAAAUUGUUAGAAGAACUUCCAUGUCUGCUAGAGUAGCAGCUAUAGAAAAAUGGACAGCAGUUGCAGAUAUAAGCAGAGUUCUUCGCAAUUAUAAUGGUGUAUUACAAAUAUGUGCUGCAUUCACAAAUAGCAGUGUAUACAGGCUAAAAAAAACGUGGGAGAAAGUAUCAAAAACGACAAAACAAACAAUUGAAAGGCUUCAGAUUAUUGUGUCAUCUGACUGUAGAUUUCGCAAUCUGCGCGAUGCUUUGCAUCGCUGCGAUCCACCGUGCAUUCCAUAUCUCGGCAUUUAUCUAACUGACCUGUCUUUUAUUGAAGAAGGAACUCCCAAUUUUACUGAAGAUGGUUUAUUGAAUUUUUCAAAAAUGAGAAUGGUAGCACAUGUUAUUCGAGAAAUUCGACACUUUCAACAAACCCCAUAUAAGAUUGAGUUAAUCAAAAAAGUAACAAAUUAUCUUUUAGAUCCAUCUCUUUUAUUAGAUGAGGAUGAAAUGUAUAGUAUGUCCUUGACAAUUGAGCCCAGGACAUCAAGGUUAAGUAAUGUAGGAUUGACUAAUCUGUACACGUCACUGAUAACUUCUUCAACAAUUAGUACAACAACUUCUACUAUUUCAACGACAAUCAAAAGCAAUAACAAUCAACAUUUAUCGUCUGUGUAAUUAAUGAAGCUAUUCGUUUCUUCAAUGAUGUAUCUAAAAAGAUUCACUUUCACAAAAUCGCGCGCGCGCGUUUUCUAAAUUCUUUUCUUCUUAACUUGCAAAUAUUGAAAGGUAGGGUUGAUUAUUAUUUUGGUUCAUUGAAACACGCAAUUUUCAAACUUUUUAUAUAUAUCACUUUGACUUUUCUACAAGAAGAAAUUACUACGCGAGAAUUUGAAUUAAUAUUACUUGUGCUUUUAAUGCCCAUAUAUUGUUUUUACCCUUCAUAUCUUUAUAAUUUGGGCGCGCACUCUUUUUCACUGUGCCAAAAGUUGAGUCCUCUUGGG